UCCAGUCCCACAGAAAUGUUUAGUCGCAAUGGCAACCUGUAAGGGAUACCUCACGCACCACCCGUAUAUAGCCUGGGUGUUGGCGCCAAUGCUACAAGCUUUCCGUAGGGUUGUCUUGUUCAAACUGUCGUUCAUUCUAGUUGUUACGUUACUCCGAGUGUGUAUAUUAUUCAUCCAAAAACUUUUUCUCGAAACAAAAUAGUCAACAUGAAAUCUGUCACGACCCUCAGUGUUAUCGCCCUCCUCGAGGCCGCCAGUGUCAGUGCAACGACAUACGGUUUCGGACCUUACUUCUCUCUCGGACCUACGAGCUCAUGGAUUCGGGAAGCCAACACGACUCUGGUACUGCCUAAGGUGCCAAGCCCAUUCGCCGACCGACUGGCUCUGUGGCCAGGCAUGGGAACGAGCGAUGGUGAUCUGAUUCAGGCUAUCGCUGUCGCAACGAAGAGCCCAGCUACUGAGUGUGGAGGUAGCACCGGGCAGUGGUGUGUGUUUGCGAGCACCCUAGAGACCGAGCAGGAGUCCGGUACUGAGUUGCCCGUCAACGCUGGCACCUCUCUUGUUCUUCACUACAAAUACAACGAUUCCACCCAGAAGUAUGACCAGACCGUUACCAUCAACGGCAGUGUGGUGUCAACUUUAUCUACUACUUCUGGAGAGGCCGCCGGCUUCGGUACAGCGGUCGAAUGUCAGGACGACGCGUGCAAGACCACCGCCUAUUCUCACCAGUACCUCGACACAACCGUCGUACUUGACUCCGCCGACUCGUCGUUCGGCAACACCCUGGCGCUUAACGAAGCCACUACCUCCGGGCUCUCGACGACCGAUGGAGGCAAGACAUGGGUUGUAGACACCAUCAACAUCCAGGAGCAUACUUUCAGCGUUUGAUAAAUUAGUCUAUUUAGAGAGAAAGAGAGUCCGAUUUAUGCUGUCAUGGAACACCGUAUAGCCAAAAAGUGUACAUCGACCAGGCCAUCUAAAAUACGCCAACCCCUCAGUGUGUCACAGCCGAGGGAAGCGUCACCCAAGAAGUGAAUAC
Messenger RNA from Truncatella angustata, 1039 nucleotides. RefSeq lists its product as uncharacterized. The transcript has 6 exons. Bases 208 to 888 code for a protein of 226 amino acids. The record is from RefSeq and is a predicted model, not a curated record. NCBI's taxonomy places the organism in Eukaryota, Fungi, Ascomycota, Sordariomycetes, Amphisphaeriales, Sporocadaceae.